CUCGAGAUAUCUGUUCCGCACAGCGCAGCGGCGCUGUCCCGCGCCAGAGGCGCUAACAGCUCUGCGCGCCGCCAAAGUUUUUGGAGCAGAGUCUGAUGGCAACCCUCCCGCUGAGUGCGAGCGUCAUGCAGGGCGACUUUCUCGAUGGUGUCGUGGAGUCGACCCUGCGUGGCGUGGUCAGCCAGCUCAAGGCGGAGUACCAGAAGGAACUCAAGAUGGCCCUGGCGGCCGCCAGCCAGGAGCCGGCUGGGGCCAGCGAGGCCUGCGCCGAGGGCGCCGACCUCGCCUCUCCGAGCGAGCUGGCGGUCCCCCUGAACACGCCCGUGACGCCGGUGGCCGAGCUCGGCGGUGCCCUCCGCGGCCUGGCCGGGGAGCCGCAGGCGGCGCCCGCCGCCGGCCCCCCCGCCGCGGCGGCCGCGGCGCGGGCGAGCGCCGUGGGCGCGCGCCUGCUCGUGGCCCCCGAGCGGGAGGCCUGGAGCGAGGGCGAGCGGCAGUCGCUGCGGGCCGGCAAGCGGUCGCAGCACUCGGCGGUGUGGCCCGACAAGCCCGCCCGCGCCAGCAAGUUCGCGGACAAGUGGCAGGGUAAGCUGACGGACCAGGACCAGGACGUCGUGAAGAGCCUCCGGGAGGAGGCGGUGGCGCGGGAGGAGGCCGUGCUCGCGAACAGGGUGCUCGCCUCCGGCUCGCGCGCGUCCACGGUGGAGCCGCCCCCCCUCACGGGCGCGCCCAGCCCCGUCAAGGACCUCUCGUACCGCAUCAUAUCGAGCUCGUCAUUCGACUUCUCCAUGGGCCUCAUCAUAAUGCUCAACGCCAUAACGAUCGGCGUAGAGACGUCCAUCGCGCGGGACGGGAGCGUGAUCCCCGUGGGCCUUCACGUCCUCGAGUACACGUUCCUCCUCAUCUACUGCGUGGAGCUGGCCACGCGACUCUACGUCAGCGGAAUGAUGGGGGCGCUAUCGAACAAUUGGGUAAAAUUUGACGCCGUGAUGGUGGUCACAGGUACCUUGAAUCUCUUUCUCACGCUGACCACUGUCGGUGGCGAUGCAGCGUCGAGUGUGGUGGACAAUGCCAACAUGUUGAAGAUGCUUCGCUUGUUUCGCCUUGCAAAGACCGUGAGGGUGUUCGUCCAGUUUCGCACCCUGUGGAUGCUCAUCCAGGGGCUCAUGUACGCUGUCCUCCCGAUGUUCUGGACGGCCAUCAUCAUGGGUGUUGUUAUCUACGUGUUCGCUAUCAUAGCAAUGGAGCUUAUAGUUCCCUCGAGUGCGGACGAUGAUCCCAGCAGAGUCGCGCGCAAGUAUGACACCAUCGGGGACGCCAUGAUGACGUUGCUUCAGUUCAUGACCCUGGACAGCAUAUCCUCAGUAUACAGACCUUUGGUCGAAACGAAGCCGUGGUUGAUGACCUAUUUUUUGAUCUUCAUCCUGAUUGGCCCAAUUGCCUGUAUGAACAUUGUUAUCCAGACCGCCAUCAUGGUCGAGUCCGCGCUGCGCACCGCCAACGAGGAUCAGGAGGCGAAGAAGGCAUGGGACGCCAUGAGGAGAAAGACCAUGAUGCCCAAGCUGAGAAGCAUGUUCAUGGCUAUGGACACCAGUGGUGACGGCGAGGUGGAGCUCGAGGAGGUCAUAAAUUCUCCGCCCGAGAUCAAGGAGGCAUUGCAGCACAUUGUCGGCCUUGAAGAACUCGAGGAGGUCUUCAGCCUAAUGGACUACGACGGGAGCGGCAGCAUAGACAUCGAAGAGUUCGUGGACGGGAUCAUGCGCUCGAACUCAGAUAAGCCGUCGGAACUCUUUGUGCUCGUGAAGCAGGGCAAGGUGAUCCUGGAAAGGCUAAAGUACUUGAAAAUGCAGGCAGGUGCGCCCAAUCUUCGCUUCGCGGCGGACGGCCAGGAGCCCGCCGAGACGAAUGCGGACGCCUGGAAUCGUCUGUGCACGAGCUGAUCUUGCAACGGACGGCACGCCAGCCGGGGGUGCUUUCUCUUCGAUCGAGGAACAAGAGGGAGGCGGCGUACACACGAGCGUUGUGGAGUUCCGGGCGGAUGUGUCGUUUUCUCCGGAUUCCUUUCCCCGCACUCCUGGGCAUCGCCUCUAGCUCCGCCCCCGGCGCCAUCCGCGCGCGGGAGAAUUGGUGCGGGGAUAUGGGGUCCAGCGCCGAUUCAAGAACCCCUCGCAAACCUCCGAAAGCGGAUGGUUAUGCAUUUUUUUAAAUUAUGUGAGGGCUCUUACCUGGCCCCUUCGAGGCCUUCGCCUUGUGAUUGCAGCCACGAGGGCGUUUUCGACCCGCUGCUGCGGGCAACGAUGUUGCUGGCUUCGGAGCCUUCGAAGUUGCCAGUGUAGUCACACGGGGAACGCUCGGUGGCCGCUUUCAUUUUUCCGCUCUCCAUAAUAUGCUCCGCAGGUGCUUCGGUCCAAAUGCGCUGCCGUACGCUUCCGCGAACGUUGUGUGGGAGGGGGACCG
This is a messenger RNA of Prorocentrum cordatum, 2454 nucleotides long. NCBI's taxonomy places the organism in Eukaryota, Dinophyceae, Prorocentrales, Prorocentraceae. The record is from the annotation of a GenBank genome assembly.